CCACAAAAUUGUUGCUCCACACUCUACAAAGUAUAAAAUCGCAGCCCUGAGGGUCUCGCAGGCUUCUUGGCUCGCUUAUCCGCCCGCGCACACCGUCUUCUUCCUCAGUCACUUUGUUAGUUAAAUGGAAAAGAGUAUCUUCUUCUUCUUCAGCAGCUGCAGUUCCAUAUAAAUGGAAGCUAUCCUUCUCCACAAUUCCACAAAGCCAAUUUCGUCCUCUGUCUCUCAUUUCAAAAUGGCUCUACAAACUUCCACUUACAAGGCUUGGUCAAUGAAUUCCUCAUCAUUUAGGACCACUAGUUAUUUUAGCUCAUUGAAUAUAAGAAGCAGCUCUUCAGCUAGAGGUUUAUCUCUCUUGAAUGUGACUCGUUAUUGUACCUACUCUGACACUUCUCCUUCUUCGAAAAGGAGGUCUCGAGGACCUGUGAUGUUGGCCAAGAAAGCAUCUGAAGGUUCAAAGCAGGAAGAUGGGAAGUAUAAGCACACAGUUGAUCUGCCAAAGACAGCAUUUAGUCUAAGAGCAAAUUCUGUAAUUAGAGAGCUAGAACUUCAAAAACUAUGGGAUGAAAACCAGGUUUUUAAGAGGGUUUCUGAGAGGAAUAAUGGGGCAACUUUUGUUCUUCAUGAUGGUCCUCCUUAUGCUAAUGGUGAUUUACACAUGGGACAUGCGUUAAAUAAGAUUUUGAAGGACAUUAUUAAUCGUUAUAAGCUUCUUCAAAACCAUAAAGUGAAGUAUGUGCCAGGUUGGGAUUGCCAUGGUCUACCAAUUGAGUUGAAAGUUUUGCAGUCACUAGACCAAGAUGCUAGAAGACAGCUAACACCCCAAAAAUUGAGGAUCAAGGCAGCUAAGUUUGCUAAAACAACAGUGCAGAGUCAGAUGGCAUCAUUUAAGAGAUAUGGUGUAUGGGCAGACUGGGACCAUCCAUAUCUUACUCUUGAUCCAGAAUAUGAAGCUGCUCAGAUUGAAGUAUUUGGCCAGAUGGCCAUUCAUGGCCAUAUCUAUAGAGGAAGAAAGCCAGUUCACUGGAGUCCUUCAUCCCGGACAGCUCUUGCAGAAGCUGAGUUGGAGUAUAAUGAGGAGCAUGUGUCAAAGAGCUUAUAUGCCAUUUUCAGAUUAGUCAGUGCUCCACCUGCAUCAGAUUUUUUGAAGGAAUUCUUCCCCAAUUUGUGUUUGGCAAUUUGGACAACUACUCCCUGGACCAUUCCAGCCAAUGCUGCUGUUGCACUGAAUGCAAAGCUUCAAUAUGCCAUUGUCGAAGUUCAGUCAGUUUCAGUAGACAAUCCGAUAUCUAAAGAUGAAAAGAAGAUACCAGGAAAUUUGUUGAAGGGUUUUGAGAACCUCUACCUCAUUGUGGCACUGGACCUUGUUUCAACUCUGGAGGCAAAAUGGAACUUAAAGCUUCUUGUGAAGAAAACUUUACUGGGCUCAGAUCUUGAAAAUAGCAGGUAUAUCCAUCCCAUUGAUAACCGAGAAUGCCCUGUUGUCAUUGGUGGUGAUUACAUUACUACUGAGUCAGGAACUGGACUAGUUCAUACAGCGCCUGGCCAUGGUCAGGAAGAUUACAUUACUGGCCUCAAGUAUGGCUUGCCUAUAUUUUCUCCUGUAGAUGAUGAUGGGAAGUUUACUGAAGAAGCAGGACGAUUUGGUGGCCUUGAUGUGCUUGGUGAUGGAAAUACUGCUGUUAUUGAAUACUUGGAUGAAUGCCAAUCAAUGAUCAUGGUGGAGCGAUACAAACACAAGUAUCCAUAUGACUGGAGGACCAAAAAGCCUACUAUAUUCAGGGCAACUGAGCAAUGGUUUGCCUCUGUGGAAGGAUUCCGUCAGGCUGCAAUGGAUGCAAUCAACCAAGUGAAUUGGAUUCCACCCCAGGCAGAGAACCGUAUUUCUGCAAUGAUUUCUAGCCGCUCUGAUUGGUGUAUAUCCCGACAAAGGACUUGGGGCGUUCCCAUUCCUGUCUUUUAUCAUGUGGAGUCCAAGGAACCGCUGAUGAAUGAAGAAACACUUAGCCAUAUAAAAUCGAUCAUUUCUCAAAAGGGCAGUGAUGCAUGGUGGUAUAUGAAAGUUGAGGAAUUACUUCCUGAUAAAUAUCGUGACAGAGCAUCAGAAUAUGAGAAAGGGUCUGAUACAAUGGAUGUUUGGUUUGAUUCAGGCUCUUCAUGGGCUGCUGUGCUAGAGAAGAGGAACAGCCUUAAUUACCCUGCAGAUCUGUAUCUUGAGGGUACUGAUCAGCAUCGUGGUUGGUUCCAAAGUUCUCUAUUGACAAGCAUUGCUAGCAAAGGCAAGGCCCCUUAUUUUGGGGUCAUUACACAUGGAUUUGUGCUUGACGAAAGAGGGCUAAAGAUGAGCAAAUCUUUGGGCAAUGUUGUUGAUCCUAGGAGUGUGAUUGAAGGAGGGAAAAACCAAAAGGAAGCACCACCCUACGGUGCUGAUGUCUUGAGACUCUGGGUUUCAAGUGUAGAUUAUACAGGAGAUGUGCUUAUUGGCCCUCAAGUCCUCCGUCAAACAUCUGACAUGUACCGGAAACUACGAGGAACUUUGCGGUUUCUUUUGGCAAAUCUCCAUGACUGGAAAGCCAGUUAUGCAGUACCAUAUAGUGACCUUCCAAUGAUUGAUCGGCACGCCUUUUUUCAACUUUCAUCUAUUGUGAAAAAUACUAAAGAGAGCUAUGAAAAUUAUCAGUUUUAUAAGAUUUAUCAGAUCAUUCAACGCUUUGUUGUCAUUGAUCUCUCCAAUUUUUACUUUGAUGUAGCAAAAGAUCGACUUUAUGUUGGUGGGAGUACUAGUUUUACAAGGAGAAGUUGUCAAACUGUCCUUGCUGCUCAUUUACUUUCAAUUGCAAGGAUAGUUGCUCCAAUUUUACCCCAUUUGGCAGAGGAUGUCUGGCAGCAUCUUCCUUUCCCCUAUACUUCUGAAGAUGGAAAUGUAGCCACAUUUGUCUUCGAGUCAGGUUGGCCAGAAACAAAUGAAAGCCAUCUUUCCUUCCCCGAGGAAGACAUUGAAUUCUGGGGAAAAGUUCUUGAGCUGAGGACGGAGGUGAACAAAGCACUCGAAGCUGCUCGAGGUGGGAAAUUGAUUGGUGCCAGUUUAGAGGCUACGGUCUAUCUUUACACUUCUGAUAGUACACUGGCUGCACGGUUAAAGGAAGCAUGCAAACCCAAAUAUGAUGCUGAUGCAUUGCAUCGGAUCUUUAUAACAUCCCAGGUGGAGGUCCUUUCAUCCUUGGAAGAUGAGCGGAUUAAAGAUAUAGCGUACACAGGAGAGUAUCUUAUUCAAGGGGAGAGCAAAGUGUGGAUCGGUGUAUCACGUGCAAAUGGCGAGAAAUGUGAAAGAUGCUGGAACUAUUCGCUUCAAGUUGGCUCCUUUGACGAUCAUCCUUCACUUUGCAGCCGAUGUUAUGAUGUUGUGAGCGAAGUAGAAGCUCCUGAUGCGGAAUAUGCAGCAGGGGGUUCACAAGAAAAACAAGCUCUUGUGCAAUAAACAUGUAAAACAUGUGAAGUAGUUUGAAGUGUCUACUUAUAGUGUAUACAGCCACACAGUUAUUGCAUUGUGCUUCAGAACGAAGCCCCUUUUUGUUUUUAUUAUUUAUAAUUUUUAUACUCCAUAAUUUUUCUUUUGGGGGUCCAUUGUAUUUGACAUACUAUUUGGUGCUCACUAGGAAAAUCAGAAACAUUUUUGGAACCCAUCUUUAUUUGAGUUUGGCCAGGAAAA
Messenger RNA from Ipomoea triloba (trilobed morning glory), 3709 nucleotides. Its product is annotated as isoleucine--tRNA ligase, chloroplastic/mitochondrial. NCBI's taxonomy places the organism in Eukaryota, Viridiplantae, Streptophyta, Magnoliopsida, Solanales, Convolvulaceae. Gene Ontology annotation, cellular component: cytosol. Gene Ontology annotation, biological process: isoleucyl-tRNA aminoacylation. The record is from RefSeq and is a predicted model, not a curated record. The transcript is spliced from 22 exons. Gene Ontology annotation, molecular function: isoleucine-tRNA ligase activity; tRNA binding; ATP binding. Bases 173 to 3478 code for a protein of 1101 amino acids.